Messenger RNA from Haliaeetus leucocephalus (bald eagle), 2376 nucleotides. RefSeq names its product factor interacting with PAPOLA and CPSF1 (gene FIP1L1). Bases 1 to 1908 code for a protein of 635 amino acids. NCBI's taxonomy places the organism in Eukaryota, Metazoa, Chordata, Aves, Accipitriformes, Accipitridae. Gene Ontology annotation, molecular function: RNA binding. Gene Ontology annotation, cellular component: mRNA cleavage and polyadenylation specificity factor complex. The transcript has 19 exons. The record is from RefSeq and is a predicted model, not a curated record.
AUGCUAUCUAGGCCAGCACUCUGUCCUCAGAACCAAAGCAGAGAACAGGUUCAGAGCACGCUCUCUGUCCAACCAGAGCCAGAGCGGAGCCCGCCACGCUGCCGGUGCUCCCCGCUGGGGAGACGGACGGGCGUUUGGGGAUGGCGGAGAGCACAAGGACCGCCGAGAGGCAGCGGAGACAAAGGGCAGCGAGAGGAAGGACGGGCGGCUCUGGCAGGCGCGCCGCGCCUCGGGAGGGUGCGGGGAAGGCACAGCCGAGAUGAAAAUGAAGCAGAGAGACCAGAGGAAGAAAAAGCUAGUGCUCCGCCCCCACCUGGAAACGAAGAGGACGCGGCAGAAAAUGGCGUUGUGAAAACGAAGGUGGCAGAGGCUGAGGAUGACAGUGAUAGUGAUAGUGAUGAUGAUGAAGAUGAUGUUCAAGUCACCAUAGGGGAUAUUAAAACAGGAGCUCCACAGUAUGGUUAUGGAGCAGCACCUGUGAAUCUCAAUAUUAAGACAGGAGGACGAGCUUAUGGAUCUUCUGGUGCAAAAGUUAAAGGGGUGGAUCUAGAUGCACCAGGGAGUAUUAAUGGUGUGCCACUUCUGGAAGUAGAUUUAGAUUCUUUUGAAGAUAAACCUUGGAGAAAGCCAGGGGCUGAUCUCUCUGAUUAUUUCAACUAUGGGUUCAAUGAAGAUACCUGGAAAGCUUACUGUGAAAAACAAAAGAGAAUACGAAUGGGUCUUGAAAUUUUACCAGUUACCUCAGCCACGAAUAAAAUUACGGCUGAAGACAAUGCUAUGGAAGUAAGACCAAGUGCAGAGAUUCUCGAUGGCAGAUACCAUCUUUUUAAGGUACAGCAGGGCAGAACUGGAAAUUUGGAGAAAGAGUUGGCAGUGCAGUCGACCAAAGCUGAUUUCACAUCUCCUCCUGCCUUAUUCAAAUCAGGAAUUCCAACAAACAGGCGAUUAUCUGGCACAAUAGAUGUGAUUGGACAGACCAUCACUAUCAGCAGGGUGGAAGGACGACGGCGUGCUAAUGAAAACAGCAACAUACAGGUUCUUUCAGAACGAUCUAAUCCUGAAGUAGACAAUUUUACCAAGCCACCUCCAUUUUUCCCUCCAGGAGCUCCACCUACCCACCUUCCACCACCUCCUUUCCUCCCACCCCCUCCAACUGUCAGUACUGCUCCACCUCUGAUUCCCCCACCAGGUAUACCAAUAACAGUGCCACCACCAGGCUUUCCACCACCACCUGGCGGUCCUCCACCUUCCCUCAUACCCACAAUAGAAAGUGGACAUUCUUCUGGCUAUGAUGGUCGUUCUGUUCGUGCAUUUUCAUAUGGCAGUGAUAAUGAAGUGGAACUCAAAACAAACGAUUUAUUGAAGGCUAUGUUAUCAUUGGCUAGCAAAGCAGAUAAGCAGAAAGUGGGAAGUCCUCUGUACUGUCCUGCUCCUUCGUGGUCUAGUCUUAUGGACACCAGCAAACAGUGGGAUUACUAUGCACGAAGAGAGAAGGAUAGGGAACGUGAGAGAGAGCGAUCCCGAGAUCGGGAUCGGGACCGGGACCGAGACAGAGAUCGAGAACGUACCAGAGACAGGGAGAGGGACCGAGAUCACAGUCCAACUCCAAGUGUAUUCAACAGUGAUGAAGAACGAUACAGAUACAGAGACUACGCCGAAAGAGGCUAUGACCGCCAUAGAACAAGUAGAGAGAAAGAAGACCGACACAGAGACAGGAGACACAGAGAGAAAGAAGAGACUAGACACAAGUCAUCUCGAAGUAACAGUAGACGUCGUCACGACAGUGAAGAAGGGGACAGCCACAGAAGGCACAAACACAAAAAAUCCAAAAGAAGCAAAGAAGGAAAAGAAGCCAGCGGUGAACCUGCUCCUGAACAGGAAAACACUGAAGCUGCCCCUGUGGAAUAGGCUUGUGUGAUUUUUGCCUACUUGCAUAUAUAUUAGUGCCAGAAAUAGAUUACUAUAAAUCCUGUUAUUUUUCUGGGUAUUAAAAUAAUUUGCUCUUAAUCUUGUUCUGUUAGUUUGAAAUCAAAGAUUACUUUGGGUUUUUUUUGAAAAUAAGAGAAUAAAUUUUUCAUGUUAAGAUUCCUGGACUGACUUUGUCUUUUAAGAAACAAUGAGAAAACAUCUUGCAGCUAGAGGCUUAUGCUCUUACAAUAUAUAGGGCUUAAAUUCUUUGUAUUAAAUUGUCUCCUUUUUUCAUAAGCCAGUGGGAAGGUCAUUCUUUUACUGACUUUAGAAACUGUGUACAUUCACUUUAUUAUAUAUCAACAUCUGGAACAGUGUGGGAUUAGUAUAGCUUUUGGAGUUCAUAUUUGAAAAGGUCAUCCCUUACUACGGGGACAGGCAGGAAUUGCAAACUCUUCAAGAACCUUG